This is a messenger RNA of Fundulus heteroclitus (mummichog), 1481 nucleotides long. It is a transcript of the gene kctd7, whose product is annotated as potassium channel tetramerization domain containing 7. Gene Ontology annotation, biological process: protein homooligomerization. Bases 289 to 1341 code for a protein of 350 amino acids. The record is from RefSeq and is a predicted model, not a curated record. Lineage: Eukaryota; Metazoa; Chordata; Actinopteri; Cyprinodontiformes; Fundulidae. Gene Ontology annotation, molecular function: protein binding. The transcript has 4 exons.
CGUCACGUCACGUACGUUCCGAAACUCGUAUGGCCCAGCAGGCAGUCCCCGCGUGCUAACGUUCUGAUAAAUCUUCCCCCGUGUAACACCCAUGUUUGCGAGGCUCUCUAUCGCAGGAGGCGCCGUUUCGCUGCUCUCGCUUCGCCUCUUGUGGAAGGUGGGCUGAGUUCCAGCAGCCACUCCCCUCUUGUUGUUGUUGUUGUCGUCCCCGGGUGUUCCGUUGCUCGUUCAACGGCUCCAACCGUCACCCUCUCCCGCCGUCGGGAGCUGGCCGGCUUGGCCGCGUGCAUGCAGCAGAAUGGCUCGAGCGGUUCGAACGGCUCGGACGGCUGUGGCGGCAGGGAGCGGCAGGCGCUGUCCUUCAGCCCGCUGCCCGCCGCCACUACGCGGGUGAGGCGGUUCAUUCAGGACAGACAGAGGACGCUGCCGCUGCCCAAAGUGAUGGUGGUGUUCUCGGCCGCUGGGGACGCGGACAAACCGAGCGAUGCCAUGUCAAGCUCGGAGCCUACGGAGGAGGGCGACGGCGGCCGAAAACCGCCGGCCUCCCCCUCGCCGAAGCACCGCGCGCCGAGCAAGCCGCUGCGCUCCUCGCUGAACACCCAGGAGCAGCAGGAGUUUCCAGAGGUCAUCUCCCUGAACGUCGGGGGCACGUACUUCACCACACGCCUGUCCACGCUGCGGCGAUACGAGGACACCAUGCUGGCCGCCAUGUUCAGCGGCCGCCAUUACAUCCCGCGGGACGCCGAGGGACGCUACUUCAUCGAUCGGGACGGUGCAUUCUUUGGGGACAUCCUGAACUUCCUGAGAGAAGGAGAGCUUCCCCACCAGGACAGAGUCAGAGCGGUGCACAGAGAGGCUCAGUAUUACGCCAUCGGGCCGCUGCUGGACAGCCUGGAGGACAUCCAGCCUCUCACAGGGGAGAAGGUCCGACAAGCUUUCCUCGAUCUGCUGCCCUAUUACAAAGACAACCUGGAGCGCAUCGUGGAGAUCGCCAAGCUGAGGGCCAUGCAGAAGAAGGCGCGCUUUGCCAAGCUGAAGGUCUGCGUCUACAAGGAGGAGAUGCCCAUCACGCCGUACGAGCGUCCUCUCUUCAACUCUCUGCGCUUCGAGCGCUCGGACAGCGAGGCCAAGCUCUUCGAGCACCACUGCGAGGUGGACGUGACCUUCGGGCCGUGGGAGGCGGUGGCGGACGUCUACGACCUGCUGCACUGCAUCGUCAGCGACCUGGCGGAGCGCGGCAUCUCCGCCGAGCACCAGUGCAUCGGCGUCUGCGACAAGCACCUGAUCAACCACUACUACUGCAAGAGGCCCAUCUACGAGUUUAAGAUCACGUGGUGGUGAAGCCCGUCGGACCCCAAAACCCCAGCGGGUUGUUGGAUUUUUACUAGAACUCGGUUAACACUAAAAUUUUGUAUUGAAACUGACAAUGUUUUGUGCUGACGUCUUAGAAUGUGACCCUUUAAAUCCCGCAGUGAGUAUUU